This is a messenger RNA of Knipowitschia caucasica, 1176 nucleotides long. Lineage: Eukaryota; Metazoa; Chordata; Actinopteri; Gobiiformes; Gobiidae. The record is from the annotation of a GenBank genome assembly.
AUGAGCGAUGAGGAUGUGAUCAACUGCACCAUCAGCCACGAGAUCCACCAGUACCUGUUCUCCUGCGUCUACAUUCUGGUCCUGCUGAUCGGCGUGCCUUCCAACCUGUACUCUCUGUAUCACGCGGUGCUGCAGCUGAAGCAGAAGAACGAGCUGGGAGUGUAUCUGCUGAACCUCACCGUGUCGGACCUGCUCUACCUGGCAUCGCUGCCCCUGUGGCUGCAGUACAUAUUCCAGGACGAUGAUUGGCGACACAGGGAGUGGUUGUGUCAGCUCUGCGGUUUCCUGCUCUACGAGAACAUCUACAUCAGCAUCGGGUUCCUCUGCUGCAUCAGCCUGGACCGCUACCUCGCCGUGGUCCACCCCCUCAGGUUCACCUCUCUGCGGUCCAUGCACGCAGCCUGGCUCGUCAGCGCCGUCAUCUGGCUGAAGGAGAUUGCGGUGGGAGCGGUUUUCUUCCGACACAAAGAACUGAGCAAAGACCGAAAGAACCAGUCGGUGUGUUUUGAGCACUACCCCAUGCAGCCCUGGGAGUACCCCAUCAACUACUACCGCUUUGUGGUGGGCUUCAGCCUCCCAUUGGCCAUCCUGCUGAUCUCGUACCUGUGUGUCCUCCGUGCAGUGGGACGCAGCGCUGGAACACUCCCGGAUCAGAAGUCCAGGAUCCGGCAGCUCGUCAGCAGCACCAUCCUCAUCUUCCUCACCUGCUUCUCUCCGUACCACGUCUUUCUUCUGGUGCGCACCUUACUGGAGAGAGACUGCAACUUUAUCACAGAAAUCUUCAACUACUACCACAUGUCCCUGCUGCUGACCAGUCUGAACUGCGUGGCCGACCCGGCGCUGUAUUGUUUCGUGAGCGAGAGCGCGCGCCGCGGUCUUUACAAGGCCUUGCUCCGCCCCAUGUCCAAGGUCAUCUGCUGCUGCUGCCGGCGAGGAAAGGCCAGCCCAGGCAACCACGCCACGGAGUCCCACGAGGUUCCCACGGACGAACACAAUGGCCAUCCCACGGUCACGCUGCUCACGCACACCAGCAUGGCAAACAGCAUGACGAAAGCAGAUAGUCUUAUCAUGCAUACGAUUUUAAUCACGCAACACGAUGGGAAGACUCUGAUUCCAUUGACUGCGCAGAGUAACUGUGUGUCUAAUGGGGAAGGAAAGAAUAAAUGUGAGGUUUGA